Messenger RNA from Lagenorhynchus albirostris (white-beaked dolphin), 6686 nucleotides. RefSeq names its product epidermal growth factor (gene EGF). The record is from RefSeq and is a predicted model, not a curated record. NCBI's taxonomy places the organism in Eukaryota, Metazoa, Chordata, Mammalia, Artiodactyla, Delphinidae. Gene Ontology annotation, molecular function: calcium ion binding. The coding region runs from base 159 to 3803 and encodes 1214 amino acids. The transcript is spliced from 24 exons.
AGGAACUCGAGGGCAACAGGGCAGCAGAGGAAAAGAUGCCCCAGGGCUGCAGGCCAACCCGGGUGGCCACGCUGGGGGUCAGACAUACCCACUUUGCUCGGGCUAUGCUCAAGCAGAGUCAGCUUAUUUUCUAUUGAGAGUUCAAGCCCGUCGAGAUUAUGCUGCUGUUCCUUACCAUUCUGUUGCCGGUAGUUUUUAAAUUUAGUUUCGUUAGCCUCUCAGCACUGCAGCGCUGGAGCUGUCCUGAAGGCUCUCCCUCGGGAAAUGGGAAUUCUACUUGUGUGGGUCCUGCACCCUUCUUAAUUUUCUCACAUGGAAACAGGAUCUUUAGGAUUGACUUAGAAGGAACUAAUCAUGAGCAAUUGGUGGCAGAUGCUGGCAUAUCCAUGAUCAUGGAUUUUCAUUACAAUGAAGAAAGAAUCUAUUGGGUCGAUCUAGAAAGACAACUUUUGCAAAGAGUUUUUCUGAAUGGGACAAGCCAAGAGAAAAUAUGCGAGAUAGAGAAAAAUGUUUCAGGAAUGGCAAUAAAUUGGAUCAAUGAAGAACUUAUUUGGUCAAAUCAACAGGAAGGAAUCAUUACAGUAACAGAUAUGAAAGGAAACAAUUCCCGUGUUCUCUUAAGCGCCUUAAAAUAUCCUGCAAAUAUAGCAGUUGAUCCAGUAGAAAGGUUUAUGUUUUGGUCUUCAGAGGUGGCGGGCAGCCUUCACAGAGCGGAUCUCGGUGGUGUGGAAGUGAAGCUUCUGUUAGAGACAUCGGAGAAAAUAACAGCUGUGUCCUUGGAUGUGCUUGAGAAACGGCUCUUUUGGAUUCAGUACCACAGAGAAAGAAGCAAUUCUCGUAUUUGUUCCUGUGAUUACGAUGGAGGUGCCGUCCAUUUUAGCCAACAUCACACACAGCACAAUAUUUUUGCGAUGUCCCUUUUUGGUGAUCGUAUUUUCUAUUCAACAUGGAAAAAGAAGACAAUUUGGAUAGCUAACAAGUACACUGGGAAGAAUAUGGUUAAAAUUAACCUCAGUCCAUCAUUGGUACCACCUGGUGGAAUUAAAGUAGUGCAUCCACUCGUACAGCCCAAGGCAGAGGGUGAUCCUUGGGCACCUGAUCAGAAACUCUGCAAACUGAGGAAAGGUGACUGCAGAAGCAGCAUGUGUGGGCAAGAGCCUAAGUCCCAUGUGUGCAUGUGUGCAGAGGGAUACGCGUUAAGCCAAGAUGGAAAGAACUGUGAAGAUGUCAACGAGUGUGCCUUUUGGAAUCAUGGCUGUACUCUUGGGUGUGAAAACAUCCCUGGAUCCUAUUAUUGCACAUGCCCUGUAGGAUUUGUUCUGCUUCCUGAUGGGAAACGGUGUCACCAAUUAAUUUCCUGCCCAAGCAAUGUGUCUGAAUGCAGUCAUGAUUGUGUUCUGACAUCAGACGGUCCCAUAUGUUUCUGUCCUGAAGGCUCAGUGCUUGAGACAGAUGGGAAAACCUGUAGUGGUUGUUCAUCUCCCGAUAAUGGUGGAUGUAGCCAGCUCUGCAUCCCUCUUAGCCCAGUAUCCUGGGAAUGUGGCUGCAUUCCGGGCUAUGACCUACAACUGGACAAAAAGAGCUGUACAGCCUCAGGACCACCACCGUUUUUGCUGUUUGCCAAUUCUCAAGAUAUUCGACACAUGCAUUUUGACGGAACAGAUUAUGGAACCCUGCUCAGCCAGCAGAUAGGAAUGGUUUUUGCCCUAGAUCAUGACCCUGUGGAAAAUAAGAUAUACUUUGCCCACACAGCCCUAAAGUGGAUAGAGAGAGCAAAUAUGGAUGGUUCCCAGCGAGAAAGGCUUAUUGAGGAAGAAGUAGGUAUGCCAGAAGGUCUUGCUGUAGACUGGAUUGGCCGUAAAUUCUAUUGGACAGACAGACGGAAAUCUCUCAUUGAAGGGAGUGAUUUAAAUGGGAAGUAUCGUGAAAUAAUCAUUAAGGAGGACAUCUCUCAGCCACGAGGACUUGCUGUUCAUCCAAUGGCCAAGAGAUUAUUCUGGACUGAGAUGGGGAUUAAUCCACGAAUUGAAAGCUCUUCCCUUCAAGGCAUUGGCCGACUGGUUAUAGCUAGCUCGGAUCUGGUCUGGCCCAGUGGAAUAACAAUUGAUUACUUAACUGACAAGUUGUACUGGUGCGAUGCCAAGCAGUCUGUGAUUGAAAUGUCCAAUCUGGAUGGUUCAAAACGCCAAAGACUUGCCCAGAACGAUGUAGGUCACCCAUUUGCUGUGGCUGUGUUUGAGGAUCAUUUGUGGUUCUCUGAUUGGGCUAUGCCAUCGGUAAUAAGGGUGAACAAGAGGACUGGCAAAAAUAGGGUACGUCUCCGAGGCAGCAUGCUGAAGCCCUCAUCACUGGUUGUAGUUCAUCCAUUGGCAAAACCAGGAGCAGAUGCCUGCUUACAUCAAAACGGAGGCUGUGAACAUAUUUGCGAAGAGAGGUUUGGAACUGCUCAGUGUUUGUGUCGUGAAGGUUUCGUGAAAGCUCCAGAUGGAAGAACGUGUCUGGCUCUGAAUGGCCAUCAGAUGUUGGCAGGUAGUGGAGCAGAUCUGAGUAAUGGAAUAAUACCGUUGGACAUCUUACCCAGCAGUAGAGAGCUUGAAGAUAAUAUUACAGAAUCUCAGCAUAUGCUAGUGGCUGAAAUCAUGGUGUCAGAUGAUGAUGACUGUAGUGCCUUGGGAUGCAGUACACAGGCUUGGUGUGUUUCAGAGGGAGAGAAUGUCACGUGUCGGUGUUUGAAAGGAUUUGCUGGAGAUGGAAAACAGUGUUCUGAUAUAGAUGAAUGUCAGAUGGGUAUCUCAGUUUGCCCUCCCACCUCCUCCAAGUGCAUCAAUACUGAAGGUGGCCAUGUCUGCCGGUGCUCAGAAGGCUACCAGGGAGAUGGGAUCCACUGCCUCGAUAUUGAUGAGUGCCAACUGGGUGUGCACACCUGUGGGGAAAAUGCCGCCUGUACAAAUACGGAGGGAAACUACACCUGCACAUGUGCUGGCAACUCAUCUGAACCUGGACGGAUUUGCCCUGACUCAACUCCACCCUCUCAUCCCAGGGAGGAUGGCCGCUCUCCUGGGAGAAAUAUUUACCCCGAAUGUCCCCCGUCCCACGAUGGGUACUGCCUCCAUGGCGGUGUGUGUAUGUAUCUUGAAGCGGUCGACAGCUACGCCUGCAACUGUGUCGUUGGCUACGUCGGGGAGCGAUGUCAGCACCGAGACUUGAAGUGGUGGGAACUGCGCCAUGCCGGCCACGGGCGGCAGCGGAGCGUCACCGCGGUGGCUGCCUGCGUGGUGGUGCUGCUUCUGCUACUGCUCCUGGGGCUGUGCGGGGCUCAGAAAUACAGGACUCAGAAGCUGCUGUCGAAAAAUCCGAAGAAUCCUUAUGGAGAGUCGAGCAGAGAUGCGAGCAGUACCAGGCCUGCAGAUGAGGAGGCUGGGAUGUCCUCUUACCCCCAACCUUGGUUUGUGGUUAUAAAGGAACAUCAAAACUUCAGCAAUGGGAGUCAACUUGUAGCCCUCAAGGACGGCCUUGUGGCAGAUGUUGGCCAGUUUUCUUCCCUGGAGCCUGGGUCAUUGCAACCAACAUCAUGGAGAAAGGAGCCCCAGAUGUAUAUGGGCACAGAACAAGGAUGCUGUGUUUCAUCAUCCAGUGAUAAAGGCUCUAGUCACCAGAGAAUGAAGUGUAGCUUUCAUCUCCCCUCCUAUGGGGCAUGGCCCAUUGCUGGGGGAGUUGAGAAGUCCCAUUCUCUCCCAGCAGCUUACCCAUUAUGGCAACAAAGAGCUCCGGAUCCACCACACCAAAUGGAGCUGACUCAGUGAAAGCUGGAAUUAAAAGUAAGAUCAAGAGGAACAAACUGUAUUGAUGGAUAGUCAUACUUCAUUUCAAAAAGUAGAGGAAAAAAUACAGAUUUUCAUUCUACAAUCUCUACAACUAAUCACCUACUCAGCGUCGGAGACAAAUACGUAUUGUGCUUUUGCUUCUUCCUUCAAGCAGUCUCACUGCAGAUUUUCAAGUAAAAGUGACCUGGAGAAUCACUGGGUAACUCAUUAGAAACUAAAAUGGGGAAAGUAGUGCUUUGUAAACUGUGUUGUCUUCAAUAUUCAAUACAGACAGAUUUUUUUUUUCCUGCAGCCCCAGAAGAUAUUUGGGAUUAAAACAAUCAAUCAUACAGGUUGGGUCAGUUAUAAAGUAAUUUCUCUUAUCUGGACAGAACAUUUAGCUAAAUUUUAUGAAAUGGUUAGAAUAUUAAAAUUAUUGUUAUUGAUAUAAUACAUUGGUAGGCAUUUACCUUAUCAUUGGUGUGGUCCAUGCUGGGAAUUUUGCAGAAUGAAUUUUGAUAAAUUAAUGAAAAAUGUACUAACUUAGAACCUGAUUUCUUCCAAAUUGGAUGGCUUAUUUUUUCUUUAAAAAUCUUUGAAUGAAAACAUUUAAUUUUUAAAACAUUACCCAAGAGACUUCUGUGUUUCUGACAUUACUAUUCUUUCCCCCACAUAUUUUUUUCUCUAAUGAAAAUGGUAAAUUCUCCCUUUGUAUGUUUGCACAGAAUUUUUACUUAUUUUCAACAUAUGAGAUUGUAAGCAAAUUGCCUGAUUUAUUUUAAUUUUGGACAGCAAUCAAUUUCUUCUACUUAUUUAAAUAAAAUCAGCAUAAACAUUUUAUCGUACACAUGGUUAAGUAAUAAAUUAUAGUUUAAGGGGAUGUUAGAGUUGACGCAAAGUGAUUUUCUAAGCUUGCUAUUGUUACUUUACAAAAAAAAUCAUAUUUGAAAUCUUUCUAACGUUAUAAAGUAGAUUUUCACAAAGUGUUCCAAUUAAAUAUCAUUCUUGCAGCCAAGGCAUUGUUACUACAAAUUACACAACCUACUACUGUAACUGGAUUGUUUGGGGCUUUGGAUUAUUCAGUUUAUGCAUUAACUAGUCCUUUUGCUUAUCUUUUCUUUCCUUUCUCUUGAACUCCUUGGACUUUGGUUACACCAGAAGUCAGCAUGAAAAGGCGUUGAAGCCCAUUUCAAGUAGAUACUUCUUAGAAGUUUUGGUAAAGAUUUUGUGGCGGAGUUAAUUCAGAUUUUUCUGUAUUCAGUUUUGCUUUAAUUGGUAGUUGAUAACCUGGAGGAUCAGAAGAUCUGUCUUUUGUUUCUAAUGAGUGAACUGAUCUCAGAAAAAAUGCAGUCAUAAUUCUCCCAACGAUGGGAAAAUUAUAUUUGUAAGUGUGAAUAUUUUUUCUUCUUCCAAAAGUGAACAUUUUGGAAGCUUUAAGUGUUUAGAUUACAUUUUUGUAUUUUGGCACCUCGCUUAGGAUUCCAGCAAUAACAUGAGACCACAAUAGCCCAUAACAUAACAUUAUCUUUGAACCGUUAUCUUCAAGCUGUGCAGUGAAUCUGAUACCUCAUAAACUAGGAUCCUGUGUCCUUGAUCAGGAUCUAACACUGUCUCCCUGGUCAAAGUAGAGAGAAAACACACUUUGUGUCCUUCGCAAGUCACCCUGAAAGAGUAUUUUCCUUUGCUGAGGCUCCCACGUCUCUGCCAGAAAUAUCCUCCUUUAAGAAUCUAUUUUUUUUAAAAGAGCAUUUUCAUCUAAGAUAUUCAGUUUGGAAAAAAUGCAAAUCAAAUAUUUUUAUUUCCUAAAUCUCAUGGUCUCCUUGUGCACAAUGGCUGAUUGUGGUCCUAUUGGACUAAAUGUCACCUGCUACAUAACAUGAGCAUUCUGCCCUCUUUUCUAGCACCUAAUAGAGGGCUUAGCAUACUCUAUUCUUUUGAAACUGUAUGGUUCCAGUUCCACCUAUUAACCUUGAUUUCCAACUGAUAUCCUCUUCAUGUGAAUAAAUGAUUAUCGUGUGAUCCCUGAAAAUGUGUUAAAAACACUAAAUAAAUUAUUUAAAAACAUACAAACAAACCAACAAAAAGGCUGGGAGAAAGGGAAAAUAUCGAGGUAAUUUAAGCAGCUGUGAUAGGCAAGAUUUUGUUGUUGUUGUUUACUUUUUCUUUCUUCUUUUUUUUAAAUCCUUAAAUGAGAAACCCUCUCUGCAUUGUUUCCUCCUGAGCUGUUUUCACUCCAGACACGCCUGAAGCAGAGUUCUUUCCCGUUUGGAACUUGACAGGGUUUCUGUCGCUAGUAGCGUAUGCUUACAACAACAUAGCUCAGUAGGAAAAUAAUGUGAUGGACGUGGAUCCUUAGUUAAUCACUCACAUAUCUGAACCAGAGACUGUAGGAAGCACAUAAAUUACCAAACAGGAAAAUUUCCUAGCUGGUGGUCAUUUCCUAUUUUUUCUCCUCUACAGUGAAUAUUUGACCCUCUGACAUAGUUCAAUUUCCAUUUCUGGUGGGUCAGAAGGAAAAUUAUGAUGUGCCUGACUCAACAAUUAAGCCUUCAGAGUGCAUUCUAAACUAAGAGUUGUCAAUCCCAGAUUAAUGCCUGAGUUAUUUGGGUUCUUAUUUUUCAUUUGUACCACUCACCUGCCAAAAUAAUAAAGUAUAGUAAAACUGUAUUAUUCAGAAUUUUAGGGAGUCAUUUGAACAGUGAGGCAGGUGCUUGCACCGUGGUUUCUUUAGCUCUAAAAUGAGGCAUCUUUUGUAUGAACCAACUUAAAGUAACAGCAACACCAACACAAACUAAAGUUUUAUUUCUACCACUGAGGUAUUGAGGUAAUCAAGGCCUUACUGCUUUAAAAACCAAAUAUUCUUUUUAAAAACAAUCAAUUUAA